Perkinsus marinus ATCC 50983 is the source of this 606-nucleotide messenger RNA. RefSeq lists its product as hypothetical. The record is from RefSeq and is a predicted model, not a curated record. Lineage: Eukaryota; Perkinsozoa; Perkinsida; Perkinsidae. The annotation marks the transcript as partial. The transcript is spliced from 4 exons.
AUGUCCUUCGUCCCAAUCGUCUCUAGUGUCUCCGCAUUCGCUGGCCCAGUCCUUGGUGGAAUAGUGGUUCAGGUUGACCAGUCAGCGCCGUUGAACCCGGCUUAUGCUGGUCUUGCAAUUGAUUUCGCAAGCUUCGUUCUGGUGCUACUCUUCAUGAGGAAAUCCCCGAGAGACGUCAGACUACAUCUUUGCAUCACAACAAGUCAGACAGCUAACAAACCGUCAUCCGAACCAUUCAAAACCGUUGCACCUCUUGUUGAAUGGAAAGCUAUCGUUCUCUGGUUCUUGGUCUGUGCUGUGUCCAUCGGAGGAACUCAACAGUGGUCUGUACUCCUCGUGACCAUCCAGAAGGAACUCGGACUUUCCAGCCUUGUGCUAGGGUCCAUCAGCGGAUGGUGUGGUCUGAUGAUCAUAACGGGGCAGUUGCUGGUGUUGCCUUUCCUCUCCCAUCGACUCAAGUUUUCCGAAGGCGCAGUUGUCGUCUUUGGUUUUGCAUUAGCCCCUUCAAUCAUCAUUCUCUGCUUCGUCACGAAUCUAUGGGCGACGAUUGCAGUCGGCUCUCUGUUAUCAUUGGGCGUCCCUCUGGGCAUCACGAUGGGCUUAUCG